GUUCCUAUUAUUUCUCCCUCUCAUUCCCAGCGCCGGGGGAUCCAAGAACAGCGCUAGGGCUAGCAGUAGAUCGAUCGCGCCACGGCUCCUGGAAGAAAUCGCGGCCUAGAAUCACAGCAGCAGCACGGAUUAAACCAUGACGAGCACUUGUGUAGAUGUAAAGGAGCUUCCUAAUUCUUACAUCUUUGUGGCCGACGUCCCCGGCCUGAAGAACACGGACGUGAAGAGGAUGAGCGUGGGUGCUACUUGCAGGUACAAGUUGAGAACGAUAGUAUUCUAAAGAUCAGUGGAGAACGGAAACGAGAUGACAAUCCCAACCAUGACAUAAAAUAUGUUAGAGUUGAACGCUCGUCCGGCAAAUUCAUGCGAAAGUUUAACCUUCCGGCCAACGCCAAUCUGGAAACCAUCUCGGCUACUUGUCUCGACGGCCUUCUCACUGUUGUUGUGCCAAAGAUCCCAGCGCCAGAGAGCCACAGGCCAAAGACUUUUGAUAUUGCAGUUGCCAACAUCAACUUCGUCUACAAGUGAUGAGCUCGCAAUCGUUCUUGUUACUUGGCGGUGGUCGUGGAGGCAGAAGUUCUCUGGUCUUUUCAUUUGCUUUUUUCUUUCCUCGGUGGAUAGCUACUUGAGGAGAAUUUGAUCCAUGGAACUUAAAACCAAAAGAAUCAACGAGCGUCCUGUUUUGGAUGUUCCGGGAUGUUUCAUCAGAGAACGAAUAAGAACCUCAGAGGUUGUCAACAAAUUGAGUGGAAAAGUCGAGCUUUAUCGAUGUAGCGCAUGGUAGUGGUGGCGGUGGUGGUGGUCGCGCUGAUCGAUAGCUAAACCAUGGUGGCCAUGUUUUGGUGGGGGGGACUAGCGGUAACUUUCUUCGGUAAAGCAUAUAAAAAGGGAGGCAGGAAGGGGGAAAGGUCUUCUCUGUGGGUCAUUAAACACGUGUGAGGUAGCAACAUAGGGACCGAAGUUUGCUGCCGAUCCAAGUUCGUCGACUACUGUGUGAUCUCUCACAUCUGGUGAGUGCUUCCUUUGCUUCGAAAGAUCGUGGUGGGGCUUUGGGUUUCCAGGAAUGGCACAGAUUUUGCUCCAUGGAACACUUCACAUCACGGUCUAUGAGGCCGCAUCAUUGGUGAACGAGAAUCGGGUCUCUGGAGCCUCUCCCAAGUUCAUGAGAAAAAUGGUCGAAGGAGUGGAGGACUCCAUUGGUAUUGGUAAAGGCGUGAGCUCUCUCUAUGCAACUAUCGACCUCGAGCGGCAGCGAGUGGGACGCACUCGCCUCAUCCGCAAGGAGCCUACUAAGCCUGUGUGGAACGAGUCCUUUCACAUCCAGUGCGCGCACAACAUUGCCAACGUCGUUGUGAGCGUCAAAGAUGACUUGGCCGUCAGCGCCUUCCUCCUCGGCCGAGCGAAAGUCCCCGUGAAGCGUAUCAUGUAUGGUGAGCUUGUUGAAGGCUGGUUCGAGCUCUACAACGACAGCGGCAAAAAACUCGGCAACUCUCGAGUCCGCCUCCGUCUCCAGUUCUUCGACAUUACCAGAGAUCCUCGCUGGGGACGCGGCCUCGUCGAUGGAACGAAGUUCCCUGGUGUUCCAUUCACGUACUUCCCGCAACGCAAAGGCUGCAAGGUCACGCUCUACCAGGACGCUCAUAUGACUGACAACUUUCUUCCGAAGAUCUAUCUCCAGGGCAACGCUGUCCGGGAGCCGACUCGCUGCUGGGAGGACAUGUACGAGGCCAUCGCAAAUGCUCAGCACUUUAUCUACAUCACCGGCUGGUCGGUCUACGCGGAGAUAGCGCUUAUCCGAGACUCAGCCAGGCCCGUCCACGGCGGUCUCAACGUUAAGCUCGGGGACCUCCUCAAGAAGAAGGCUGACCAAGGCGUAAGAGUUUUGAUGCUCGUCUGGGACGACCGGACGUCCAUGUCGGUGGUGAAGAUGGAGGGACUUAUGGCGACUCACGACCAGGAAACUCUGAACUUCUUCUACGGUUCCAAAGUCAAGUGCCUGCUCUGCCCGAGAACUCCCGACAGCGGCCUGAGCUACGUCAAAGGUUUCCAGAUCGGGACUAUGUUCACUCACCACCAGAAGACGAUCAUCGUCGACGCCCCGGGAAGAAGCCACCAGCAGCGGCGAGUCGUGAGCUUCGUUGGUGGACUGGAUCUCUGCGACGGCCGCUACGACACGCAGUUUCACUCCUUGUUCCGGACACUCGGGACUGUUCACAAGGAGGACUUCCACCAGCCAAACUACGCGGGAGCUACCAUCGACAAAGGUGGCCCGCGCGAGCCAUGGCACGACAUCCACUCCAAGCUCGAGGGGCCCGUGGCUUGGGACGUUCUCCGCAACUUUGAACAGCGGUGGCACAAGCAGGGUGACGGCAACCAGCACCUCGUCUCGCUCGGGAACCUGGAGCCGCAAUCAUCUCUAGUCGAGGACGAGCACGACGAGAACACCUGGAACGUCCAGCUCUUCCGCUCCAUCGACGGGGGAGCAGCGGCAGACUUUCCAGAGAGUCCGGAAGCAGCAGCAGCAGCGGGGCUCGUCAGUGGAAAAGACUCGACGAUCGACCGCAGCAUCCAGGACGCCUACAUCCACGCCAUCCGGCGAGCGAAGGACUACAUCUACAUCGAGAACCAGUACUUCCUCGGCAGCUCGUUUGCCUGGGAGUCGGACCACGACGCGGAGGCUCAUCACGUAAUUCCUCGCGAGCUGGCGCUCAAGAUCGUGAGCAAGAUCGAGGCUGGCGAGCGCUUCUCCGUCUACGUCGUGCUUCCGAUGUGGCCCGAGGGAGUCCCCGAGAGCGGCCAGGUGCUGGCCAUCCUCGACUGGCAGAAGAAGACGAUGCAGAUGAUGUACAAGGCCAUAGCUCAAGCUCUCGACGCACAGGGGAUCCGCGGCGUGUCCCCCCGCGACUACCUGGCCUUCUACUGCCUCGGCAACCGGGAACGCCGCCUCGGUGGAGAGUUUCUACCGCCGAGCACUCCCGACGCGAACUCGGCUGGCUACCGGAGCGCUCAGGAGAAUCGCCGGUUUAUGAUCUACGUCCACUCCAAGAUGAUGAUAGUGGACGACGAGUACAUAAUCGUUGGAUCCGCUAACAUCAACCAGCGAUCAAUGGACGGGGGGCGCGACACGGAGAUCGCCAUGGGCGCGUACCAGCCGCUCCGUACGUGGCCCACGCGCGGCCAGAUCCACGGCUUUCGUAUGUCCCUGUGGUACGAACACAUGGGCCAGCUGGACGACCUCUUCCUCCGCCCUUCCAGCCUGGAAUGCAUGCGCAAGGUCAAUCGGACGGCCGACCAGCUCUGGCACAUGUACGCCGCCGAUGAGGUGGUGGAUCUGCCCGGCCAUCUCCUCGCCUAUCCCGUCGGAAUCGCCAGCGACGGUUCCGUGGCGGAAUUGCCAGGGUGUGCCAAGUUCCUCGACACCGACGCUAAGAUCCUGGGCGUGAAGUCCGACGUUCUGCCGCCAAUCCUUACCACUUGACGCAAACCAUCAUUCGCAAUAAUGCUUGUAUCAUAUCAAACCUUUGUUCCAACUUUAUAAGAAUUUGAGCCGUGGUCAGUAAAAUAAGACUAUUACAAAUUUGACAGUGAAA
Messenger RNA from Selaginella moellendorffii, 3590 nucleotides. RefSeq names its product phospholipase D alpha 1. The transcript has 7 exons. Gene Ontology annotation, biological process: phosphatidylcholine metabolic process; phospholipid catabolic process. Lineage: Eukaryota; Viridiplantae; Streptophyta; Lycopodiopsida; Selaginellales; Selaginellaceae. The record is from RefSeq and is a predicted model, not a curated record. Bases 1064 to 3478 code for a protein of 804 amino acids. Gene Ontology annotation, cellular component: plasma membrane. Gene Ontology annotation, molecular function: calcium ion binding; D-type glycerophospholipase activity.